Molecule: messenger RNA, 2867 nt
Organism: Biomphalaria glabrata
Lineage: Eukaryota; Metazoa; Mollusca; Gastropoda; Planorbidae
Exons: 5
Coding region: 205-1257 (350 amino acids)
Source: RefSeq, a predicted model, not a curated record
GGUUGUCAUUCUCGCCGACCUCAAUGCACGCGUUGGAUCUGACACCUCUGCAUUGUACAUCUGUAUUUGACUAAAGAUAACAUAUCACUGAUCGAAUUUUAAAAAUUGAAUUCCCGUUAUUUAAUUUAUACUACUCAUGGUGGCUAUGAUGAGUAUGAAAAGUACAUUACCACAUAGAGUAGAUUGUCUUCUGUUCUUGGUAAAAUGGGAUCAAAACUGUCAACACAACAUAACAUGGAAAGAAAUAAAAAGGAGGACAAAGCUGAUUUACAUCUUACUGAAAACCAAUGUGUAAUCUAUAAUAAAGAAGGACACACUGCCCCACAUACUGUUUCUAGACUUAGUGAAGAUGCUCAAUAUUCAGGACAUCUUAAAAUUCAGAAGUCAGGUGAUCUGCACAAGAGUCUUGCUCGCUGUUUGAAGAAUCCAGGUUAUAGUCACUUUAUACCAGUUGAUACAUUCACAUUAAAACAUUUACCUGAAGAAAAUAACUAUGAAUAUGAUUUGUAUGAAUAUAUCAAAGUUACAGCUGACCUGACAGUUAGAGUAGAUGCUAAAGCGACCAGUCAACACAGACCAGAGUUUUGGCCAGAGACAACUAAACCAUAUCCAUUUUAUAACAUGAGUGACAGAGGAACCAUGAGGACAGGAAGUCAGAGAAGAAACUUGAGGACAGGAAGUGGAAAAGUGUGUGGGGUAAUUAAAUAUCAUGGUAGAGUCACACAUGAUGAAGAUUAUAGACGAAUUCAACAUUUAAAGUGUUGGUGUAAAAAAUGUGAAGAUUCAGACUCACCUAGCAAUGUGUGGUGGGAGUUUGAUGUGGACACAGCCACACAUGUAGUUUUUGAUGACAUUGAGGCCAGUCAAACAACAUUAAGAUUGUUUUAUGAUAGAUAUAAUAGUUUAGAGGUCAUUGUUGAUAAGGUCAGUGUUCGUUUUGUCAGUAUUGAGCUAAACUGGUGUGCGUUGAGAUGUGUGACAUGUGAAAAAAAUGUAGGAAAAAAACUGAUGAAAAUGUAUAAACAUUUUCAAAAUGUGAAUUUGAAAUUAUGGUAUAAAUACGGAAACUCUAGACAAAUGUUUAAAUUUAUAGUAUCACAUCCUUAUGGAUGUUUUAAACAGGUAUGUGUUGGUCAAUGGAAGAACAAAGACAAGGUGAAUGGUAGAUCUAGCUUUAUUUAUACAACUUGUACAUGUCCCUUAAUUGAUGGAGCAGAUGUUAUGUUUUUAGGGUUAUUAAAGCCCUAUCUUGCGUAAUCGGGUAAAAAAAAAGCCGAAUGUGUACAAAUGAUUAUAUAAAAUGUUUUUUUUUUAUUUCCUACAAUUUUAUGUAUUUAUUGCUAUUUAAAUACUUUUAAUUAUAUUUUUUAAGCGGUCACUAAAGGUACAUUUUAGCUCAUUAAUUAUGAAAAAAAUAAAUUGAAAACAGCAUAAGUUUUUUUUACCAAUUUUUUUUAAUUUUUUUACUCAUCUGUUCACAAUAAAAAUACAAAAUAAUACAAUUUUUCAUUCCUGUUAUGUAUUUUUACUUAAUUAUCAUUGGUCAAUGUUUUUAUAAAGAGAACUAUAAAGCUUCCAGCCAAUCAAAAUACGAGUUACAAAAUGGCAUUGUUUAUUUCCAAAACAUUGUUACUAAUAUUUCCGGUAAUCCUUAGUGAUAGCAUCAAUAAUUUUUCUUUUCAGUAUUUAUAAUCUUAUCUUAUUAUUGUUCGACAUUGUAGACCCUAGAUGUCUAGAUUUAAUUUGAAAAAGUCAAAAGAAUACAUAAAUCAAGAUUUUAAUGCAUUAAAUCUAAAUCCUUCAGAUCUAGAUCUACUGAGUUUAUCUAGACAUAUAUAGAUCUAGAAUACCCUAUCUAGAAAUGUACAUCGACCUAGACUGUAGAACGUAGUUUGUCUGAGUCUCGUGGGCGUUUGAAUCUCUUCUCAUGGUCACAGUAUAGUCAAUAAAUACAUUAGGCACAGUAUUAGAUCUCUAGAUUUAUUACGAUUUUGACUUUGAUAAAUGUUUUCUGAUUCUACUUCAACUACUAGAUCUAGCUUCAACUCUUUCUUUCCGUUAAUAUUUUUCCAUAUUUCGAAGGAAUUCUUCAUUUGCUCAUUACUAUUUCACUACCCCUGUUAUAAUUGGGCUUCAAUAGCUUUGUUGUUUGUAAUCAGAAAAUGUUGUAUUUAGUAUAGAAUUAAAGGGAAAUGCAUGCUCUUUUUAUAUAAUUCAAAGUCAAGUUUAAAAAAUUAAACAUUAAUUUAAUUUAAUGAGGUCAAAAUCAACGAUGGUAUCGUCAAUUAGAAGAGAAAGAGUUAACUAGUCUAGAUCCAGAAGAUUUAUGAAGGAAUAGAAUAAUUGAUGGUCAUGGAAAUGUAUGUAGAACUAGAUUUAAAAGAUCAACUUUUAAUAUUGAACAACUUGGCUUCUUAUGGCUGUACAAUAAAUACUCGAGUCCUAUUAGUUCUCUAGAUCUAUUGUUUCAAUAACAUUGCCAUUUUCUAAAUCAACUUGUCUACAUCUAGUCACUCUAUGAUCAGUGUCUAAUAACAUAUAGAUUUAUUAGCAUAGAAUUAAUAAAGGACCUAAUAGCAUUGUUUUUUGUUAUGAACCAGACAAUAUAUAUUUAAAAUAACUGAAGAAUUAGCUCCUAAUUUAUUGUUGUAUGUAAUUGUUGUUAACAUGGUAUAAGCUUUGGGAAAUUAACAUUUGUGCUUUCAAUUUGCAUUAUGUGACAUUCAUGAAAAUAAAGGGUGUUGCUGCUUUUGAUAUGCCUCCACCACUGGGCACCAGUUUCUAUGGUUUGAGCAGCUGUCUUUAAAGUGAGAUUGUUAAACUUCCAAAUUUUGUUUUCAAUAAAUUAAAUUUUGUUUUGUUGAGAA